Molecule: messenger RNA, 7134 nt
Organism: Stegodyphus dumicola
Lineage: Eukaryota; Metazoa; Arthropoda; Arachnida; Araneae; Eresidae
Gene: Dna2
Product: DNA replication helicase/nuclease 2
Biological process (GO): replication fork reversal
Cellular component (GO): cytoplasm
Molecular function (GO): single-stranded DNA helicase activity; 5'-flap endonuclease activity
Source: RefSeq, a predicted model, not a curated record
GCAACUUGAAUUAGCGCGCAUUUUUUAGACUAAAUUUUAUUUUGUAUAUAUAAGUUUCCACUUUUUUACUGAAUACUUUAUUUAAUUUUUGGUGUUAGUUUUGCUUUUUACAUUGGUAAAGCAGUCUUUUACUGUCUCUUGCUUAAUUCGAUUGUGCUGCAAUUUUCAUACAAUAGACUGAUGUAAAAAAGGAGGAAAAAUGGACAUUGUUGCUGAUGCGGAAGAAAUCAUACCUCCAACUCCAAAAGCUUUAGGCAAUGGAUUUCUUCUUUCAAGAAUAUCUUCAAAUUCAAGCAAAACUUCAGGUUUAUCCAACAGAAAUCAUAAAAAUUGUAAUGCAAAUUUUAAACGUAAAAAAAUUGGUGGUAUCUCACCAGAUUUUAAAAAAUCUAAGCAGAAAUCCAAGCAAGUAACUUUAUUAAAUUUUUUAGCCAAAGGUAAUGAAACAAAUAAAACUGCUCCUGUUUCAGAGUCGGAUCCUAGUAAAGUAAGAGUAAAUCUUACAAAGAUGCUUGAAUUACCUGCCCAAGCUCAUAAAAAAGAAGAUGUUAAGGUAAUAGAAACUGUUAAUGAAUUUUCUAUUUCUUCGACUUCACAAAAAGGGACUGCUAACAAAGUUUUGAAUUUGGAAUCUCCUAAAGAGGAAAUGAAAGUUUUGUCUUCCUUUAAUAAUAUUAAUGAAACUUCUGUAUAUGACUUUAAAAUUUGUUCUGAAAUUAAAUCUGUAAAAUUGGAUUCAGAGAUGAAUAAAAAUAAAAUCAGUGAUUCCGUAUCAAGUACAAAUCUUGAAUGUGAUAAUGACUUAGUUAUGAAGAGCAUAGAUGAAAAUUAUAACACAAACUACUCAAAAGAAGAUGCUGGGCAGUCUUUCUCAUGGUUGAGUGAUAUAAGCUGGGAAGGAAUGGAAGAUAAUAUGGCAGAAAAUAAAACUGAAGGCUGUGGACACUCAAAAGAAUGUAAGAGGUAUAAAGUAAAGGAACUGAACAGAAAAAAACCAAAUGAGAUUAAACUGACUUUAAAAGAUCCUGAUCCAAAUGUCACCGAUUUGAAAACUUGUAUUUUACGAGGAUUCUGGACAGAUACCUUGGUUAAUGAUGGAGACAAUGUCAAUGUGCUAGAAGAUUUUAAAAACAAGCAAGCAGUCAUUGAUGAUAAUAAUGGUUUUCUAGUAGUAAAUCCAGAUUUUCUUGUAUCAAGCACAGCUGUAGUUUCAACAUUAUUCUGCAUGAGGAAAGCUGUUUUUAAUUAUAUUUUACCAAAGUGGUCACCAGGAAACAGUAUUAUGAUUAUAGGAAGUUUAGUGCAUGAUAUAUUUCAACAGGCCGUAAACAAACAUGUGAAUUGUGCUGGAGAAAUUGUAAAAAUUAUUGAGAAAGUGAUGAAGAAACAAGAAAAUCUACUUUCUUUAUGCUGUCAAGACCUUACAGAAGAAGAAAUAAGAGUGAAAGUUAUUAAAUUUGUUCCACAUAUUUUUGACUGGAUUGUUAAAUAUUGCAAUUUUAAUGGAAAAUCAGGCUCUGAAAGUAUUCAAGUAACUGAAAUCCGAGAUAUUGAGGACAAUGUUUGGUGCCCAAAGUUUGGAAUCAAGGGAAAAAUAGAUUUGACAGUUAAUGCAGUUUUGAAAAAUCAGUUUGUUCCAAAGUUGAUGCCUCUGGAACUGAAAACUGGUCGUCCAACGUUUUCUGCAGAACAUGUAGGACAAGUGAAUUUAUAUUCACUUAUGCUAGAAGAGCGAACUAAAGAAGUUUCAGAUGGUCUUCUUCUGUACUUACGAGAUGGUGUCAAUAUGAAAGUCAUACAAAGCAAUCACAACUCAAGAAGAGGCUUAAUUCAACUCAGAAAUGAACUUGCGUUUUAUGCUCGCAAAUGGUCUGCAUGUGCAUUGCAAGAAAAUGAGGAUAUAGAAAUGUGCCAUCUUCCAGAUCCAAUUAAUGAUAAAAGAUUAUGUGAAAAAUGCCCUUACCUUUUGCCAUGCACAGUAUAUCAAAGUGCAUUUUCUGGAGUUAAUACUUUUGAAGCUUCCCAUGCCAUGAAGAAUCUAGUUCCAAUAUUUACAAGUCAUCUUAACAAGAAUGAUUUAGAAUAUUUUAAGAAAUGGUCAUAUUUAUUGCAAUUAGAGUCAUCAAAUAAUGCUGAAGUCAAAGCUUUUUGGGAUGAAGAUGCUGUAAGCCGAGAAAGGCAAGGAAUGUGUCUUAGUUGUGUUUGUUUGGCAAGGAAUCAGUCAGUUAGACAAGAAACUGAAGAUGGUUUAUUUGUGCAUACUUUUCAUCGAUCAUCAAAUAGUACAGAAAAAUCUAGUUUUAAUAUUUUUGGUCUAAAAGAAGGUGAUUAUGUGGCAAUCAGUAAUCAAGAAAACCCUGAUGAAGUUGCUAUUGCUAUGGGCUACAUAGUAAAAAUUCAUGAAUAUUUUGUAGAAGUGGCAGUUGAAAGAGAUCUAAAUACUGUGGCCCGCUACAAAGAUUGUGUGUUUCGCAUUGAUAAGCAAAUAUCUUCCAGUUCAACUGCCUAUAUCCGUAAUAAUUUAGUACAUUUGAUGGCUGAUGAUAAUCAAGCAACAAAAUUAAGAAAAUUUAUUAUUCAAAAACAAGAGCCACAGUUCGUAAGUUCAUUGCCUAAACAGGUUGUAUUAGUAGGACGUCCAAUUUUGAAAUCUCUUAAUAAAGUUCAACAGAAAACUGUACUGAAAGCACUUAUGGCAGAAGACUACUUUCUCAUCAAAGGAAUGCCUGGAACAGGAAAGACUACCACAAUAGUUGCCUUAGUCAGACUUAUGGUAAAAAUGGGAAUCUCUGUUCUUUUGACUAGUUACACUCAUUCUGCGAUAGAUAAUAUUCUAUUAAAACUGAUGGGACAUAAUGAAUUUGUAAGAAUUGGACCAAAAGCCCGCAUUCAUCCAGAUAUUAAACAGUAUGCAUUUGAGAAUUUAACCAGGGAUUUUUCAUCUGUAGAUGAUUUUAUUACAUUUAUGAAAGAAAGGAUGGUGGUGGCAACAACAUGUUUGAGUGUGAACCAUAAAAUUUUCCAAAUCAGAAAGUUUGAUGUUUGUAUUAUAGAUGAGGCAUCACAAAUUAAUCAGAUUGCUUGUCUCGGACCAAUUUUUCAUGCAACAAAAUUUAUUCUUGUCGGAGAUGAUAAACAGUUACCUCCUCUUGUCAUAAAUGAUAAAGCUCGACUUCUAGGGAUGCAGGAAAGUUUAUUCCAGAGACUACAAAAUCCUAAGAAUUGUAUGGAACUAGUUAUACAAUACAGAAUGAAUGAGGAAAUAAUGAGACUCUGCAAUGAAUUAACAUAUAAUGGUUCUCUUCAGUGUGCAUCAGAGCAUGUUGCCCAAGCUGUGCUGGAUCUAAGUAGUGAACUGAAAAAUACAUCAACCUCUUACCCUGCUUGGCUGUUAUCUGUAUUUGAUCACAACUUGAAGAAAUCAGUAUUCUUCUUAAAUACUGAUAGUAUAUAUUCUUCUGGAAUAAAGAGUACUCAAGGCCAAAGUAGAAAUAAUACAGAAGUAGACAUAAUAGUCAUUAUUUUACAACUUAUAAUAAAGCACAAAGUAGCUACUUCUCAUACUGGAAUAAUAGCCCCAUACCGAAAGCAGGUAGAUUUAAUACAAUGUAAGUUGAAGGAUUUGAAUAUAGAAGGCAUUGAAGUUAAUACAGUGGAUCAAUAUCAAGGCAGGGAUAAAGAUAUUAUCAUAAUUUCUUGUGUCAAGAGUAAUGAUGCGACACAGAAUUCUGAAAAGAUUAGUGGCAUACUUGAUGAUGAAAGGCGACUAAAUGUUGCUAUUUCAAGAGCAAAGAAAAAAUUAAUUAUUCUAGGGAGCAAAGCUGCAUUAGUGUGUUAUAAACCAUUUGAAAGGUUAAUGAAAUGCUUAAGGCCAGAUCAAUUUCUAGAUCUAUCUUUAACUGAUAUCAAUUUCAAUAAUUAACACAAUUAUAGAAUAAUUUAUAUAGUGAUAUUUAUAAAUUUAUACAGUAAAAAUAUUUUUAUACUGAGGUAUUUAUCAGAGUUGUGUUAUUUAUUCAUUUAUUAUUUCUUUUGAUAUUGCACUUGGUUCUCUUCAUUAUAAAAUAAAAAAAACUUCAGAUCCCCCCUAAGCUCCCCUGGUAUUGCUGAUGAACUUUUAAAUUUUGAUAGGGAGUUUUUAUAUCUGAAAAACUUAUUAUGUGUCAUUUUAAAAUAUUUGUAUAUUUUAAUAUUAUUUAUAUGUGUGUAUGUAUAUAUAAAUAUAUCUAUGUAUGUGUAUAUAUAUUUUUAAUCAUCAUUGGCAUUAUUUCCUUUCUUGCAAGUUUUAUAUUUUACCUCAUUUUGAAAAUGUGAAUUCUGAAAAGUUGCUGAUACGUGCGAUUGCUUCAUUUUUACUUUUUUAUUAUGUUUGCUUCUACUUAUGAGAGCUCUGUUAAAAUUCUGAUUAUGAACUUAUAAAUGGAUGCAAAAUAGGACUUUGAGAUUUAUGACAAGUAAUCAAUCUUUUUGUAGCAAUAAACAGAAUAGAACAUAUGUUUUGCCUGUGGCAAGUAAAUUUUUAGGCAUUCUGUGCAGGGUUAUCAUAAGAACUAAGCAUUAGGAAAACAAGACAAAUUUGAAUGUGUAAAAAAAAAAACCUACUUAAUAAUUAAAAAAAAAAAAAAAUACUGUGCUGGAGACAUGGUUAAUAAAACCAAAUCAGACAAACUCUGAGCGAGUAAUAAAGCUAUAUGCUUAGCAAUACUCUUUUCUCAUAUAGGAGGCAAUACAUUUACUUACACUAAGCUUUUGCAUACACUUUACCAAUCCUCUUUUUGCAGAAUAUACUUCAGCAACUAACCUGGGCACUGACUUCAUGUAGAUAUAAGAAAUUUCUCCUGAUAUAUUACCCCAUUCAUACUUAUAAAAUCUUCAGCUUCUCUUCCGUAGUGGCUUGUACUUUCUCACCUGUUUCAUGAAAACAUGCAACAUAUUCUAAAUGCGACUGGGAUUGAUUGAAUUAUGGACAUAAUCCAGAACAUGGAAUUCAUUUUGAUAAAAUGGCAUAGGAAUAGAAUGUGCAGUAUAAGAUCUUGUUGGAAAAGCAAAUCUACCUGUGAGCAAACACAAGGUACUGAAUGGGGCAAAUGCUAUUAUAACAUUAUCUGACACUGCUUUGCAUUGAUAGUUCCAUUAUAUGAAAGAAAAGUGGUAAUGCCAAAAAAAUAUAAAGCACACCUAUGCUCGCAAAAUGUCUCAAAACUUUUUUUUUUUUUUUUUUUUUUUUUUGCUUCACACAGUUUUGGGUAAAUUCUUCAUUUGGACAAUUUAUGACUUUUGGAACUGAGAAUGUCAACUCAUCAGACUCAAUCAUUUUUUGCAAUCCACUUUCUGUUCAGUUCCUUCUCUGCAGAAGCUUCAUGCAAAAAUGCUUCUUUUGUUGAACUGAUGACUAUAUAAACUUUCAUUUUCUCUUGUGGUCCAUGAUACAUAAUUUCUUACCUAACGCUCAUCAAGAUGCAGGCACUACAUACACUUAUAGUAUAUUUCUGUAGCUUUAUUGCAAGUACCAGCUUGUUUUUUCUAUGAAGUGGUUUUUGAAGGCCUACUAUUUUUGUUUCCAAUUACUUUCAGAGAAAUAGACACCAAGGAACCAGUUUAUUGCAAUAUCUGAAAUAUUAAUUUUCCCUAUAGUUUUUCUGGUUGUUUUUAAAUUUUCUCAGAUAUCUACAGUCCUGAUCUCUGCCUUUCCAUUUUUCAAGCUGCUAACAAUACAAAGAAGGCACCCAAUGUUAUACUACCCUUCUUCACAUGUUCUUGAUUGUAAAAAUGACGAAGCAACAAAAAUUUGCUUAUAUAGUCAAGUUGAAAUUGUCAAUUGCUGACUAUGCAUAUAUAUAUAUCACUUACUAAUUUUAGGGUAAUAAAACUUCCAGGCAUAUCACAAUUGAAAUCUAUGUCUCAUAUGAAAUGCUACCAUUAAUAAUUAGAUCUUUUAGAUCUCCUUUGAGAAAAAAAAUAACAGAAAACAUUGAGUGGAUUUUUUUGUUGUUGUUGAAACUAUAUCACACAUUUCAGCACUACAUUGUCACAUUUUGCAUGUUUCUUUCCCCACAUUUUUGGCUUGGUACUAGAUAAACAAAACAUUUCAGAACAGCAACAAGGAAUAUUCUUUAAUUUCACACUGCCUACAUUAUUUUUUCUUUUUGUGAAUAAGUUUUCAGCAGUUUCUAGAAUUUUGCUGCAUCCAUCGAUUUUAACAUUAGGAUGAAAUAGGAAGAAAAUUACACAUAUCUCUCUUACAUUUUUAUUCUAAUGCACCCUUGUGUUGUGAUUCAUUUGAAACAAGCUUUAGUUUGCAAAACUCAAUAGAUGUUAACUCCUAUUAUCAAAAAAAAAAAAAAUUGUAUGGUUGUAACAAAAGGAACGCACAAUUUAAAGAACCAAUUUUUUUGUUCCUGCCAUGAAUGAAGGCUAGCUAAUCAUUUUGACUUCGAGUCCCAUUUAAAUUUCAUGAGGUGAAUAUUUGAAUGCAAUCUUCCUUUGUAAAGAAUACCUCUUUCUUGGUGAAGUGGGAUAAACACUUUGCUCUUUUAGUAGAAUUCCUCCCCCCCCCCUUUUUCAUGUUGAGACUCACUACAACAUAAUGUUAAAUAAAGAGUAACUAUUGUUACAACUUGAGGGAGUUUCCCCCUACACUAGAUGUUGCCAUUCUCAGUGCCUUACUAGUGUAUUUAAAUGUGCACUCAUAUUGCACUUUUUCAUCUGUAAAAAUUCCAGGUCAUUGAAUCCACUGCAAUAAAAAAGUGUCCAUCCUGGAAAGAAGUUAAAUCAAUUAUUUGACUCCUCAUGCCGAGGAAAUAUGUUAAAAUUUUAGAAAAAGUGUGAAGCAGAAAAGUACUGAAUUUUUAUAAUAUCGGGUUUUAAUGAAAGUUUCCCACCACAGCAAAUUUCUGCACAAACAGUUUUUGUUGGCAUAUUUAAUCAUAUUUUGUCAAGCGAUUUUUUGGCAUUUGAAACGAAGAGUCUUGCUUUAGAACACUGUAUUGUGAAAUUUCUAAGAAAAUAUCACUAUCAAAGUACAAAGUGUCCGAAAUGGAACUAUCACUCUACCAGAUUAGAACCAUCAUUUACUUCCAGUUCUGUUCCAAAAAGUCAGCUACAGAAUGUCACCAAACCAUGUGUACAGCCUUA